CCCUUAAUUUUUUUCCUUGCCCUAGACUCUUUUUUCUUCAGCCGCAACAUGUUACUCUCAGCUCAAAUCCAUAAAUUCUCUCUUGUUUUCCCUUCAAAUCUUCUAUUUAUCCGUAAAAUCAGCUCAAAUUAGCUUUUAUUUCAGCUUAAAUUUGUUCAAUUCGCAGUCCAUUUGAUAUGGUUGUGUUGAAUUUAUGUGAGGGUUUUGUUUGGUGGGGUUUGGUGAGGUGAUGGAAACUUUACAGGGUUCUGUUCUGGUGGAGGUGGACGUGUCUAAGCUUAUGGGAUCGGAAAGUUUCAGCGGCCGUGCUCCUAAAUUGGAGAGGUCCUCUGUUGUGACUGCGCCUUCUGUUGAUAGGACCAAUGAUUUAGUCAGACGAAAAGAGUUAGCUUUUUGGAGUAAGAUGUCCGAGAGUGAAUUCUCUGGUCAUCAAUCCAUACAUAGUGCCGAGGAUGCUUCAGAAGACCACAGUUUCAGGAGCAUAAAUACUAAGCUUCCAUUGACACUUGGGUUAGAGGCUACUCAAUCACAUCGGAUUUUUGGGAAGGUGGGCAGAAAUAGUAUUUCUAAUUCUAAGAGAUCAAGGAUAGUGCAUAUGGACGUUUCUGCAAAUAAAAUUGGUGAAGAUGGAAAAGGCUUUAGUACUGAGCUUUCAGCAAAUCCUACAAAUUGCAAAAAUGGAGAGAGGACUCAAGUGGUUAAGCAAAGGCAGAAUUCUAGUGGCAAGCGAAGCGAUAGAAGAAAUGGCAAAGUUACUAAAAGUAAUUUCUCUUUAAAGAGCUUGGUUGGCUUCGGUUCAGCUGCUGGAGGAAGAAACUUUCUUGGAAUCUAUGGCUUGAAAUCUGAUGUCAUGGAUGUCACAAAAGAUGUAGAUGAUCUGCCUUUGAGGGAACUACUUGAUGGCAGUUAUAAAUGUGCACCUUCUCCCAAAGAUAAGGGAAACAAAGCUUCAAGUUCAAAUGACAGUCUCAUGCAGUUGGUUAGAGAUGCUAACUCCAUGCUUCGACUUCAGAAGUCUGUACAGACGCAGAAUUAUUCUUGUGUUGAUAGCAGUGUCUCUUGUGUCCAUGCUUAUACUGGCCCUUCUUCAGAAAGUCGAGAUGAUGGAGACAAGGAAGAGACCAGGAUUGAUAAUCCGUCUUCUUUUAAUCAGGUACAGGAACAUUGUCGCAAGGUCCAAACAGUUGCGACAAUGCUUCAUGCUCCAUCAUAUACGCCAACGGAUGUGUUGGAGCGCCUUGCGCUUGCUCCAUCCAAGGAUUUAGAUUCUUUCCUCAUGGACACAGUCAAGCCUGCAUCUUCAAGAAAUUGUAGUGAUCUUCGUCUAGGCAAGCCAUCAUCUCAGCGAAAUGGUUUGCCUCCCUUUCCUUGGUCACAUACAUACUCUGGGCAUCCUAAAACUGUUCCUGAUUCAGCUAAAUUAUCUACAAGUAAGACGGUUUGCCAAGGCAGAUGGGUAAGAGUGGAAAACACUUUGACUCCGCUGAAAGGUUCUACUGGUUUCCUUGUGGAAUUGCAAUCACUCACUGACAAUCACAAACUAGUUCCAACAGGAGUUCAAGUUUCAGAAAAUGUAAAUGCUUCAACAAACUCUGAUACCCUUACUGUGUGUGAAAGGAUUUCAUCGUCAAUUGGAGCCAUCAGCACUUCUGAAGUGCCCCCGGCAGCUGACUCUCCAAGAAUAUUGGUUGCUGCUGAGACACUUUGCGAGAUUGCGACGCAUUCAUUGAGGCAGAACACUGAAGAAACAGUGAAGUUGCUGAAAAGACCUUGUCAGAAGGUCAUGAAAGCUUGUAAGUUGACGGAGAAAUCUGAAAAACAAUCCAUAGCACCAAAACCAGUGGUGGGAUCAAAUAAUCUGGUUGAAAUUGCUGAUGGGAUACUUCCUUCGAAGAAAGUUCGUCUUUCAGUCAACUUUAGAAAACCUGAGCGGAAAGGACCAGUACCUUGUUCAGCUCAAUCAAUAAGAUCAUCUCCUGUCGAAUCUUUUAGGGACUCAGAAGGUUUCAGUACCAGCUUUGUAAAUAAACCAUGUAUGAUUCCCCCAUACACAAGGGUGAUGGAUAAGGCUUGUAGUAGUGAGCAGAAGCUGAGGAAGGUAGCCAAUGGAGUGGAACCUAGGAGAUGACAGAAUGUUGGACUGAGCUCAUUAUGGUGUUGGAGCAGACAAGGACCCUUACUGUUUGCAUUUGUCUAUUCCUUCUAACUGCUGUUAGACAUGCAAAAUAUGUAGGAUUUGUAUAGCCUGUCUCACUGGAAGAAAUGAAUGUUGUAAUCUUAUGCUGGGUUGGGGGGGCCAUUGGGCUUGUACCAUUACUUGUAAGAUGGAUGCCAGAUACAUAGUUUCGGCAUUGCCUCAGUGUACAUCAUUGAUGAGGCAAUAGUAGAAAAGUUCUCUCUUUAGGCUCUGGUUUUCCGGCCAUUUAUUAUGUACGUGUAAAUGUAUUCAUCAUGUAAUAUCACUGCGCAGGACAUUUUCAUACUCUUGUGUUUGUUAUAGAAUUUUUAAUAGGUCGUCUUAUUUUAUC
Nicotiana attenuata is the source of this 2528-nucleotide messenger RNA. RefSeq lists its product as uncharacterized. The coding region runs from base 230 to 2128 and encodes 632 amino acids. The record is from RefSeq and is a predicted model, not a curated record. NCBI's taxonomy places the organism in Eukaryota, Viridiplantae, Streptophyta, Magnoliopsida, Solanales, Solanaceae. The transcript is spliced from 6 exons.